Molecule: messenger RNA, 749 nt
Organism: Pogonomyrmex barbatus (red harvester ant)
Lineage: Eukaryota; Metazoa; Arthropoda; Insecta; Hymenoptera; Formicidae
Source: RefSeq, a predicted model, not a curated record
CGUCCAAUGAUACGUUCUCGAGAAAUUUUAACUGUAUGAUGCACGGAGACUGCGCUACGGCGUGAGAUGCUGGAUGAUCAAUAGUGUCUGAACCAGAGCGGACUCGAGAAGUUACGCGUUGUUUGAUACGGCAUCAUGAAAACCGUAAUGCACACUUGUAUACCAGGUGCCGCCGAUCUUCCCUCUGGGGAAUCGAUCGAGGAGAUCGCCGAAUCUGUAGAUGAAUUACGAGAGAAGCUUGCCAAUAUGAAGAAGCUCAUGAAAGAGCGUAAGGGCACGACACUGGGCGAGAUUAGUGCCCAAAAAAGAAGAUCGAAUCCUAACAUGAUAGACGGCAAUCUCUUAUCCUGGAUUUUCGGAAUGGCCCUCAUGGGAAUUCUGCUCGUCAGCUCCUAUGCCUUUUACAAUCUUUAUCAUGCGGUGCUGAAAAAAUUUCCAUCUCAUCAUACGGAAUUAUAAAGAGAUUAUGCGAAAGCAAGACGCGAAUAUUGAAAAUUUCCAUAAAAGAUACAAUUGGUCUUGCUUAAUUUGACUGUUAAUUAAUUAUGUAGAAAAAAUUCUAAUGUCGCCAUGUGUUCUUCUCGCGACAAAUUCCUUGAUUGAUUUUUUUUUCAAUGCAAAUGUUGUCAAUGAAAAAUUAUAUCCAAAUAAUUAAUGAUUAAAAAUGAAAAAUUUAAAUAUUAUCAGUGUGAUAUGGGUUUUCAAUGAAACGAAUCGUCAAAAAGUUUAAGUUAAUAGUGUCGAAAAAA